Messenger RNA from Drosophila bipectinata, 1192 nucleotides. The record is from RefSeq and is a predicted model, not a curated record. Lineage: Eukaryota; Metazoa; Arthropoda; Insecta; Diptera; Drosophilidae.
AUGUCGCCAACUGAGUUCUCCAACUAUAUCAAGCAACGCGCAAUGCAGCAACAGAUGCACCAUGGACACGGCAAUGUUUCGUCCACACCUUUGCUCCCACCAAUAGGGUUGGACGUGAUGACCCCGAUUCGGUCGUUAUCUCCCAAUCAAAAUGCACUACAAAGUAACCAACAUGGCGGGACGUUAAGAGGCCAGCAAAACUUUUUUGAGUCAAAUUUUAGUACAGAUUCAAACGCCGGAGUGUUCGCUAAUGGCGCUACCGGCUUAGCUAGUAAAUAUUUAGAGCCCUGUUAUUUAUAUAAUGGCUAUUCUGAAUCAGCAUCAGCUUUGGGGAAGCUUGCACAGCUUCAACCUGUCGUAAUGAACAAACCAAGCAUUGAUGAAAAUGGCUUUGGAUUAGAAUUAGACUGUGAAUUAGCCGAUGUUGCCGUUUUCGAUGAAGCUAACGCAACUAACACCGUCAGUACCUCCGCAGUUGUGACCUCGGCUGUCUCAGCAGCAGCAGCAGCGGCUGCCGUCAUCAUUUCUAUUGCGGGUGAAAAGUCCCACGAAAACAAACCAAAUGAACCUCUCACUGUGGGGGUGGUUCCCAGCCUAUCGGCAACGGCUGCUGCUGCUGCAGUUACGGCUGCCAAAUAUUCCAGUGAUCAGCUUCAACAAACUCAUGGAUCAUCUUCUGUCACCAAUAGCAAAUUGAUCAAUGGCAUAAGUUCCUUCUAUAGCACUGGAUCAUCAUAUCAACAACUACUUUUGGCUAACUGAAUUUUCUUUUGUGGAAAAAAAAACAAAACAUAUCAGCUAUGAAUCGUAAGACAUAUUGCUAUGCACCUUUAAAUUGUUCAUUAUUUUUCAAAUAGUAGCAGAAUGUUUUAAGUUGCAAAAUUUAGUGACUGACCACAAAGGAAGGAUUGGAAGUCUUAUGUGAAAAAGAACAAUUCAAGGCCAUCGUUAAAAAAAUGCUGCACUUUUUGGUAUAGCUUCUAGUGAAAUUGAUCCAUUUUAAGGAUUGGGAAAACAUGCAUUUAUAUUCCCAACAAAAAAACACGAUACGAUGUGUUCACAUAUACCCCAAACCACAUAUACCACAUAUACUUUUAAUCUCCGCAAUGUAUCAAAUGCUGACCUAAUCUGGCGCAGCUGUAUGCAUUAUGCAUACUGCAUAUCUGUAUGUAUAUUCAAAGGCAUGUUUAUG